AUGAAAUUGAUAGCAAAUAUAAUUUUCCAGGUUCAAUUAAUCGCAAUAUUCUUUAGUUCUUUUGUAUAUGCAAAAGAAAACAAAGAUGAGGAAUUAUACCAGAUUUAUACCAAUUCGUCAUUAUUAUGGGCUCCUUAUAGAUCAAAUUGUUAUUUUGGCUUGAGACCACGUUACAUAAAUGACUCUCCGUUAAUCAUGGGUAUCAUGUGGUUCGAUAGCUCAAACCAAAACGGUUUAGCUCAAAUGAGACAUUUUGUUAACUUGGAAGAUAAACUGAAAAGAUAUUCAUGGGAAGUUUAUGAUCCAAGAUAUGGUGGAAAAGAGAAUAUUAUAGAUGAAGCUAAUAACUUGAAUAUUACAUACAGUUUUGUGAAAACCAAUGAUGGUCAAAAUUGGUCAGUUAGAGUAAACGGUCAAGCUUUGAACCCUAAGAAAAAAACAUCCGGGUCUAUUGUGGUAUAUUUAAGUCAAAAUGGUGAAGACAAGACAUCAAAUAUUAUAAAAAUUGAUGGUCCUGAUCCUAACAACCUACAUUUUGUUGGGUUAUCAAAAGAGUUAGGUGACUAUCAUAUAUCUGUCACUGACAAUUAUGGUAAAUAUUUUAAGGCUGUUAAAAGGACUCCCUUUGAAACUGCACCGGAUGCUGAUAGUUCUCAAACAAGUCAUUUAGCUAUGGUUGUCCCUGAUAAGCAAAUCUGGAAAGCUCGCGAUAUCUUCCAAACUUUAAUAACGGAAUCUAUAAAUCAAAUUACAAGCUCUACUUCGACUGAUAUCCAUCCAUCUUUAAUUCCAAGUAUAUUCACGUUAAGAAAUAUAUUUAAUUUUAAUGGUGGCAAUUUCCAUUAUAUUCAAAAAUCAUUUGAUAUGAAGAAAGACUUUGAAUUUGAUAUCAUUUACAAUCAUGAAAAAUCACUUGAAAAAAUAAACUCAGAGAACGAUGUCACUCAAUUAAUUCAAAGUGCUAUUAACAAAAUUAAUAUAAAGUUCAACAAAAAAUUCAAGUUCGAUUAUAAGUUCGAAGAUAAGAAGUCGUUUGCAUUAGAAACUUUAUCUAAUUUAUUAGGUGGUAUUGGAUAUUUCCACGGUACCCAAUAUGUUGAUCGUAUUACUGAAUUAAAUGAAGAUACCUUUGAAAAAGUUGAUUUGAAGAAUUUUGCUGAGGAAGCUCCUCUAGAAUUGUUUUCAACUGUGCCAAGUCGUGGAUUUUUUCCUCGUGGGUUUUAUUGGGACGAAGGUUUUAAUUUACUACAAGUUAUGGAAUAUGAUUUUGGUUUAGCUUUUGAAUUACUGUCAAGUUGGAUUAACAUUAUAGAAGAGGAGACUGGUUGGGUUCCCAGAGAAGUCAUCUUGGGAGAUGAAGCAAGAAGUAAAGUUCCUGACGAAUUCAUCGUUCAGACACCACGUAUUGCUAACCCCCCAACAUUAUUUGUCACUUUGAGCGAAAUGUUGAUUAAAGCAUAUGAGAUUCACGAGUCUUCCAAGUCUAAUUCUAAUUUUGGUGUCGCAGGAGAGGAAAAUAAUUUACUGGAAGAAAAUUAUGAAAUUCUUGCAGCACGUAUUAAAUCAUUAUAUCCAAAAUUAGUUAAGCAUUACGAUUGGUUUAGAAGUAGUCAAAAAGUGUUAACAGAUGAUUACGAAGAAAUUUUUGAUGAUGAAGGCAUCCUUGAUAAUAUCCAUCUAGACGAGUUGUAUAGAUGGUCUGGUAGAACAAGAAAACAUUGUUUACCAAGUGGUUUAGAUGACUAUCCAAGAGCACAACCGCCUGACUUGUCCGAAUUGAACGUUGAUACUUUAGCCUGGGUUGGCAUAAUGACCAAAUCUCUAAAAAAAAUAGCAAGCAUCCUUGAACUAAAAGAUGAAGCUAAAUAUGAAAAGAUUGAGAGGAAUAUAAUUGAAAAUCUUGACACAGUACAUUGGAGCGAAGAGAACAACUGCUAUUGUGAUGUAAGCAUAGACGAAUUUGAUGAAGGGCGUGUCCAUGUUUGUCACAAAGGUUAUAUAUCAUUGUUACCAUUUGCAUUAAAAUUGAUUCCUGAGAAUUCCGAUAAACUAGAAAAAAUUGUUUCGUUAAUGGAAGACAAAGAAGAACUUUAUAGUGAAUUUGGUUUACGCUCCCUUUCAAAACAAGACCAAUAUUACCGUACGGAGGAAGACUACUGGAGAGGGAAAAUUUGGAUGCCAAUGAAUUACAUAAACUUGGAUGCAUUGAGACAUUAUUUCCCAGAUAGAAUUACAGAGAACAAGAAGAAUUCAAAGGAUUCUAUCAAUAAAUUAUAUCAUAAUUUGAAGAACAAUCUGAUUAAUAAUAUUUUUAAAGUUUGGAAAAAGCAAGGUUUUGUUUAUGAAAACUACGAUCCAGAAACUGGAGCUGGUAGCGGAGCUGAACAAUUUACUGGUUGGACUGCAUUGAUUGUUAAUAUAAUGGGCCAUUUUUAA
Molecule: messenger RNA, 2436 nt
Organism: Tetrapisispora phaffii CBS 4417
Lineage: Eukaryota; Fungi; Ascomycota; Saccharomycetes; Saccharomycetales; Saccharomycetaceae
Gene: CWH41
Product: mannosyl-oligosaccharide glucosidase
Exons: 1
Coding region: 1-2436 (811 amino acids)
Biological process (GO): protein N-linked glycosylation; oligosaccharide metabolic process
Cellular component (GO): endoplasmic reticulum membrane
Molecular function (GO): Glc3Man9GlcNAc2 oligosaccharide glucosidase activity
Source: RefSeq, a predicted model, not a curated record